Molecule: messenger RNA, 2949 nt
Organism: Parnassius mnemosyne (clouded apollo)
Lineage: Eukaryota; Metazoa; Arthropoda; Insecta; Lepidoptera; Papilionidae
Source: the annotation of a GenBank genome assembly
GCCUUGUACAUAGAUAAAUAUAUAUGUAGCAAGGCCUUGUAUAGAAAGUUUUACAAAGGUACCAAAUACAUUGAUAAAAUUAUUGAUAUCUACUGCUAGGAAACCAAACAAAAUGACAAAAAAAUCAAUAAAUUUAGAAGUCGAUCCUUCUAUAAUGGAAAAAAAUAUGAGAAUUAUAAAAGAUAAUCCAGUUGAAGAGGAAUUAAAUAAAUUACUUUCUUCAGUUGAUUCAGUCCCAUCUAAGCUCGUUAAACCUAGACCAGGUAAAACCAAAAAUUACCAAUUAGAAUUAGGUAUAUUUCGAUUUUUAAUUCUUUCAUUGCAUUUGGUAUUUGUGACUUGACUGCAACUUUAUAAUUUAAGGUUUUUGUGUUAAAACAUUUACAAAGCCUGAUAACAAGAAGGUUUUUGUGAACAUUUGUUUAACGGAAGCCAUACCAUGUCCGAGAGAUAUUACCAAUGAUGAGUUGAUGCAAAUAUUGAGUUCUGAUGAUCCCUCCAGUUACAGAGUACCUAUGAGCAUAGGGGAAGGUCGAACAGAAUUAGAUAAGUCUGGAGCACCUGCAACAGUGUAUGAUGUGGCGAUCAAUCCAAAUUUCUUCAGUAAAAUUGAGAAAGAUGAUUUGUUUCAAACAUUUUUUCUCACAGUUGUCUUUGAAGGAUUACAAGACAAAUAUCAGUUUGAAAUUGACUCACAAAAGUAUUCAGUUUUGAAGAAUAGGAAAUCUAUUGGUACACUUCAAUCUCAUAGAAUUCAAAUUCGAGAUAUUAAAACAUGUAAUGCAGAAACUAAGCCACUGAUAGAAGAAAUUCUUACUGAAUCUGGCCCAAAAAUGAAUGAAAUGCCUACACAAAUAAAGAAAGCAAUAGUGUAUAGACUAAGAAGAGAGCCUCCGACUGGUGAAAUACAAUAUUUAUUGGCUGAAUUUAGAAUUCCAGCAUCAGUAAGUAUAUUACAAGUUUUGUCUUGCAGUCUAAGAUAAAAUCAAAAGGUAGAGGGUCUGAAACUUGCAUUGACUAAAGGCAUAAUCUGCCUUGUCAAUCGGUCAGUCCACUGAUCAGAUAAAUGGGAAAUUUGAAACAAUGAAAAACUAUUAUAUUAAUAUAUAAUAAAUAUAUAUUAUACACACUUUGGAUUGACUAACUUAUAAUUCUUCAACAUAUCUAUAAAAAAAUAACUAAUUGCACAACAAGAAAAAUCCCUAUUGACAGGGCCAGAUUAAGCCACGCAAAGAGCCAUAUGUAGUGUAAGUUGACCCCCUCUUUCUUUUCCUAAUCUCCUACAUCACUCGUCUCGCGCGCAGACUUGACGACUUCCAGCCUCCCGAACAAGCCGGUUUCCGAAAGGGCUUUAGCACCAUAGACCACAUACAUACCCUUCGGCAAGUUGUACAGAAGUCCGAAGAGUACAAUUUGCCACUAUGUCUGGCGUAUGUGGACUAUGAGAAAGCCUUUGAUUCCGUCGAAAUUUGGGCGGUGCUGCAGUCCCUUCAGCGGUGCCAAGUUGACUGUCGGUAUAUCGAAGUGUUGAAGUGCUUGUACAGUAGGGCUACGAUGGCUAUCCGAGUACAGAACCAGAGUACGAAACCUAUCCAAUUGCAGAGAGGUGUAAGACAGGGUGACGUCAUAUCCCCGAAACUCUUCACCGCUGCAUUGGAAGACGUUUUCAAGCUUCUGGACUGGAAAGGAUACGGUAUCAACAUCAAUGGCGAGUACAUCACUCACCUUCGAUUUGCCGACGAUAUAGUCCUUAUGGCAGAAUCGCUGGAGGACCUAAGCACUAUGCUCAAUGACCUCAAUAGUGUUUCCCAACGGAUAGGUCUUAAGAUGAACAUGGACAAAACUAAGAUCAUGUUUAAUGUCCAUGUCACACCUAUGCCGAUAGUUGUUGGGAACACUAAGCUCGAAGUUGUUGACGAGUAUGUUUACCUGGGACAAAUAGUCCGACUGGGUAAGUCCAACUUCGACCGAGAGGUCAAUCGACGGAUUCAACUCGGCUGAGCAGCGUUCGGGAAGCUACGACACAUCUUCUCGUCAGACAUACCUCAAAACCUUAAAACGAAAUUGUACAACCAGUGCGUGUUGCCAGUGAUGACUUACGGAACUGAGACGUGGUCCUUCACUGCUGGCCGUAUGAGGAAGCUCAAGGUCGCUCAGCGAGCUAUGGAGAGGGCUAUGCUCGGAGUUUCUCUGCGUGAUAAACUUAGGAAUGAGGAUAUCCGCAGUAGAACCAGAGUGACCGACAUAGCCCAACGGAUUAGUAAGCUGAAGUGGCAGUGGGCCGGCCAUAUAGCUCGAAGAACCGACAACCGAUGGGGAAGAAAGGUUCUUGAGUGGCAGCCUCGUACCGGUAGGCGAAGUGUAGGGCGUCCCCCCACGAGAUGGAGUGACGACCUGGUAAGACAUGCAGGAAGUCGAUAGAUGCAGGUGGCUCAGGACCGUGUUUUGUGGCAUUCUUUGGGGGAGGCCUAUGUUCAGCAGUGGACUUGUGAAGGGCUGUAAUGAUGAUGAUGAUGAUACAUCACAUAAAAAUGCUUUCUACGAAAUUUUUUUUUUAGUAUAAUAUAAACAUUGUAAUAUUUGACAGGUAGAUAUAAAAGACUUACAUUUAGAGGUUGGGGAAGACAGGCUAGUUUUGGAUUCUAAAGGUCAAUUUGAUUCGGUGGAUUUCUUUCUACCGUGCAGUGUUGAUCAAGAGAUUAUAGAAGCUCAAUUGAAUAGAAAUAAUGAUAUACUGUCAGUGAAAAUGCCUGCAAUACAUUAAAAUGAAUAUUAAUUUGAAUAUAAUACACAAAAGAAAGCAGUAACAUCAUGACUAUGAAUUUUAAUGCUUGUUUUGAACACACAAAUUAAUGUUUGCAUGAUGUAAAGGAUUUCUAGAAGGAAUUUUAUAUUCAUUGUUUUCAUUGUUAUAAAAUAAAACACAAGAGUAAAGAUUAUUUAUCAUUU